AUGCGGGGGAGUGAUGGCCGUUUCAUUAAAGCGUUCACAGCGAAUCUUGGAGGGGGUUCGAUCACUCGAGCGGAGCUGGCUGGUAUUGUGUAUGGGUUGGAUCUUGCUUGGGAACAAGGGGCCAGGAAAGUCCUUCUACAAACAGACUCAGUAACUGCAAAAGCACUGAUUGAUAGCGCGACAGAGCAACAUAUGCAUUACACCCAGGUUGCAGAAAUCAGAAGGAGACUUGACCGAGACUGGACGGUUAGGAUAGAUCAUGUAUUCCGCGAAGCUAAUUUUGCUGCGGACCACCUCGCUUCUAUAGGGCAUUCGCACCCAGUAGGGGUGCAUGUGAUGGAUAGACCGACCACCUCUUUGCUGUACUGGUUGUUUUUUGAUCGGGUGGGGAGUGAAACCCCCCGGUUUGUUCGUCAGUAA
Linum tenue is the source of this 420-nucleotide messenger RNA. Lineage: Eukaryota; Viridiplantae; Streptophyta; Magnoliopsida; Malpighiales; Linaceae. The record is from the annotation of a GenBank genome assembly.